AGAAACUCUUUUAUUUUGAUAUAGAGUAAUUGAGAAGAUUAAAGAAUCAUAAAUUCAUUCAGCGUUUCUUUUGAGUUGACUAGAAUAGUCCACAAAUCCAUUUCCUCUGAUUCGAAAUCACAGAAACCAAAAACAGAAUGUCUCUGUUUCUGGAUCAACAAUUCUACAAUUACUGCCUCCUUUCCCUCUUCGCUAUCACCUUACCCACCAUCAUCUCCCUCCUCUUCCUCACCGCCCCCUACGGCAAGCACCACCGCCCCGGGUGGGGCCCUUCCCUCCCCCCUCCCCUCGCCUGGUUCCUCAUGGAAUCCCCCACCCUCUGGCUCACCCUCCUCCUCUUCCCCCUCGGUAAAAACUCCCCCUCUCCUCGCGCCGCCGCCCUCAUCUCCCCCUUCCUCCUCCACUACCUCCACCGCACCCUCCUCUACCCCCUCCGCCUCCUCCGCGGCCGCAAAACCACCACCGCCCCCGGAUUUCCGGCCAGCGUCGCCGCCAUGGCCUUCGCCUUCAACCUCCUCAACGCCUACCUGCAGGCGCGCUGGGUCUCCGAGUACGCCGAUCUCAGCGAAGAUCGGUGGUUCUGGUGGCGGAUGGGAGCCGGUGCCGCCGUGUUCGCCGGCGGGGCGGCGGCGAAUAUUUCGUCGGAUUAUGCUUUGUUGGCGCUAAAGGAGAAGGGGGGUGGGUAUAGGGUGCCUAAAGGUGGGCUUUUUGAGUGGGUGAGUUGCCCUAAUUAUUUGGGGGAGAUUUUGGAGUGGGCGGGCUGGGCCUUCAUGACGUGGUCGUGGGCCGGGCUGGCCUUUUUUGUCUACACUUGUGCCAAUUUGGUGCCGAGAGCGAUGGCAAAUCAUAGAUGGUAUUUGAAGAAAUUUGCUGGCGAUUAUCCAACCAACAGGAAAGCUAUUAUCCCAUUUUUCUGUUGACUUUUUAUUAUUUAUCGAAUGUUCUUCUUUUUGCCUCUGGAUUCUAAUUUAUGAUAUGUGAGUUUCUACUACAAUUUCGUACAUGCAAUCACAAAUGUUUCAUAUUCCGAUUUUGUAACAUGUGAAUCAUCUUAUAUAAAUGUAUGAAAACCUUUCAUAUUUGUUUGUAGCCUCGAUUUAGAAAGUUACUUGUUAGUUGUGAUGUGAAAAGGGGUUUUUUAAUUGUGGGAUUAGUUUAUUUGAAUAAUUUUCCACUGCAAGAGAAUUCAAAAAUAU
Messenger RNA from Salvia splendens (bonfire salvia), 1196 nucleotides. RefSeq names its product steroid 5-alpha-reductase DET2-like. The record is from RefSeq and is a predicted model, not a curated record. The transcript has a single exon. Lineage: Eukaryota; Viridiplantae; Streptophyta; Magnoliopsida; Lamiales; Lamiaceae. Gene Ontology annotation, cellular component: membrane. Gene Ontology annotation, biological process: brassinosteroid biosynthetic process. The coding region runs from base 138 to 920 and encodes 260 amino acids. Gene Ontology annotation, molecular function: 3-oxo-5-alpha-steroid 4-dehydrogenase activity.